GGACUUUGAUGUGUGAGCCUCCAAGCCGGUGCUGGAGCCAUGGGCAGCAAGAGAGAAUUGCUUGCCACAGUUGAGAAGCAGAAGGAGCAGAUUGUCAAGUAUGAAGGGAAAUUGAAAGAUGUUGUGAGAGCUUACAAAGGGUUGUUGAAAGAAAAGGAAGCCCUUGAAACAAGCUUGUCAGCCUUAGCAGGAACCCACACUGCAAAGUCUAAUGAUGCAGGUAAUGCAGAGAAGCCAAAAAGUUCAGGAAAGGAGACAGAGCCACAACCACAGGAAGGCGAGGAUGCCGGUACUGCUCAGGAUCACCCCAAAGAGAACUUACAGGACAGUGCAGAGCAGGGAAGCUCAUCUGAAGUUACUGAAGAUUUAAGAAAGAAACUUUCAGCAUUAACAGCUGGUCUAAAUACACUCACAUCAGAGAAGAAGCGAAUUGAACAGUCUUUUCAAAAUGACAAAAAGAGACUUCUGGCUGAAAAGGAAAAGCUGGAAAAGAACUUGCAAGAAGCUCUGGAUGCCAAAUUUGCAAGUGAAGUAAACGUAGAAGAAAAGAUCCAGGAUUUACGUAGUAGAUUGAUUAUUGCCCAACAUGAACGUGACCAAGAUGCACAAAAUGCUGCCGUCAUGCUUAGGGAAUUAGAGAGCAAGUUGGCAGUGGAGCGGAAUGCCGGUGAGCGUUUAGAAGCAUCACUAGAUGAAGCAAAACAUCAGCUACAUCGCCCUUCACUGCCAAUCAACCAUCGUCCACAAGAGCUUUAUGAAAAGAAAAUAAGUGAUCUACAGAAUGAAUUAGAGCAGGUAAUAAUUAUAGGAUUUAUUUGAUUAAUGUAAUAUUUUUUUGCUCACCAUCCCAUUAUCUUUAUUUCACCUUGGGAUGAAAUACUUCAACAUCAACAAGGAGGAAAAUGGGAGGCAAACAGGUCAAAACAAGUGUAAAAAGCAACCGGAGAGGUUGGAACAACAUACAGUAUAGAAAUAUUCCUUGGAUCCUCAAGU
Molecule: messenger RNA, 993 nt
Organism: Homarus americanus (American lobster)
Lineage: Eukaryota; Metazoa; Arthropoda; Malacostraca; Decapoda; Nephropidae
Product: GRIP and coiled-coil domain-containing protein 1-like
Exons: 5
Coding region: 40-819 (259 amino acids)
Source: RefSeq, a predicted model, not a curated record